UGGAAAAGUGCCAUUGCAUUUGCAAGCCUGUCUAUCUCAGCACUUCGUCCUGGGUGACGGCGCUGUGCAACCAUUGCAGGUACCUAGCUGCUGCACGUCCCCAACAAGUGCCACGAUAAUAAUAUUGUUUGCUUACAAAGGGUAGCAUCAAGGAACAUUGAGCACAGAAGGUGACGGAAGAAUUUUGUUUUGGGCAGUACUCACCAUGGAGAACCUGAUGGAGGAGAUCACCAAUGUGAUGGAGUUUGAGGGGAUUGCAAAGAAGAAGUUGCCUAAGAUGGUUUUUGACUACUAUGCAUCUGGAGCGGAAGAUCAGUACACAUUGAAGCUCAACCGGUCUGCAUUUGAGGAGUUCAGGCUGAAGCCCCGCAUCAUGGUGGAUGUGAGCAAGCAGGACCUUAGCACCACAGUGCUGGGUCACCGGUUGAGCAUGCCCAUCAUGGUUGCACCUACGGCCAUGCAAAAGAUGGCGCAUCCAGAGGGUGAGCUUGCCACUGCACGUGCCGCUGCUGCAAUGGGAACAGCCAUGACGCUGUCAUCAUGGGCCACGUCCAGCGUGGAGGAGGUGAACUCGGUGGGGGCAGGGCUGCGCUUCUUCCAGCUCUAUGUGUACAAGAACCGUGCCGUGGUCGAGCAGCUGGUGCGCCGUGCUGAGCGGGCCGGGUUCAAGGCGAUUGCGCUCACUGUGGACACGCCCCGCCUGGGCAGGAGAGAAGCAGACAUCAAGAACAGGUUUGUCCUGCCCCCGGGCCUGACUCUGAAGAACUUCGAGGGUCUGGACUUGGGCAAGAUGGAUCAGACUGCCGACUCCGGCCUGGCCUCAUAUGUUGCGGGCCAGAUCGAUCGGUCCCUCACCUGGAAGGACAUCCAGUGGCUGCAGACCAUCACCAAGCUGCCCAUCUUCGUGAAGGGCGUCAUGAGCGCGGCAGACACCAAGCUGGCCGUCCGCCAUGGGGCGCAGGGCAUCAUCGUGUCCAACCACGGCGCGCGCCAGCUGGACUAUGUCUGCGCCACCAUUCAGGCGCUCGAGGAGGUGGUGAUUGCUGCGGAGGGCAAGAUUCCGGUGUUCCUUGACGGAGGCGUCCGGAGGGGCACGGACGUGUUGAAAGCCUUGGCCCUGGGGGCCCAGGGAGUCUUCAUUGGCCGCCCUGUCGUGUACGGGCUUGCCAGCGCGGGCGAGGCUGGCGUGAAGAAGGUGCUGCAGAUGCUCCGGGACGAGCUGGAGCUGGCCAUGGCCCUCGUGGGCUGCCCGAAUGUCAAGGACAUUAACCGGUCCAUCAUCGUUACCCCCCAGGAUACGAUCAGGGAAGCUCAGGCUGGCCAGGCCACAGCUCGCUUGUAAUCGAUUCCCAUAUUCCGUGUUGUUCAAGGUUUUGCCAAUUCGAAGCUUGUAAACAAUGGCAGGUGUUGAUGGGGGUAUUAGGACGCCCCUUUUGAGGGGAUGCUAUUGGACCAUUUUGCGAAGAACUCGGUACGAGGCAUUCAAUUGUGCUUCAAAUUGGAAAGAUGGAGCACCCGCUGAGCAGACUGUGGUCAAACUUCAGGCUAGCAUUUGUAUUUUUGUAGGAGGCAACGGUUCAUCUGCGAUAUGAUCGGCUGUUUUGGUGGGAACGUGCACGUGCCAUGCUUACCCAGGUCUGUGAUCAGCAGCCUGUGAUUUCCCACAUGGCUAAUUGCGGUAAGUUGGUACUUCACAGAGUAACCAAGUCCUGUCAAUUGAUCCAUGGAUACUGUUGCUGCGUGCAACACUGUCUAGCUAGCGCACUGCAGCAAGAGCUCACAAGCGAUGUAAGGGACACAUACAGUACCAGGCAGUUGCGUGUGGGCUCAGUAAAUGGUCGCGAGCAUUGGCUCCAUGCAUAUGCACCGAUAGCUUCCAUCUGCCUACUGACACCGAAGUGGCGGCGCAUGCAUAUCAAUUUCCGCAAU
Messenger RNA from Klebsormidium nitens, 1929 nucleotides. Lineage: Eukaryota; Viridiplantae; Streptophyta; Klebsormidiophyceae; Klebsormidiales; Klebsormidiaceae. The record is from the annotation of a GenBank genome assembly.